Molecule: messenger RNA, 1919 nt
Organism: Nelumbo nucifera (sacred lotus)
Lineage: Eukaryota; Viridiplantae; Streptophyta; Magnoliopsida; Proteales; Nelumbonaceae
Product: two pore potassium channel a-like
Biological process (GO): stabilization of membrane potential; potassium ion transmembrane transport
Cellular component (GO): plasma membrane
Molecular function (GO): outward rectifier potassium channel activity; potassium ion leak channel activity
Source: RefSeq, a predicted model, not a curated record
CGAAAUCAUUGUUGAAGAAUGAAGAUAAAUCGCGAGGACGUUCACAAUGGCAUGAGUAAAAUUAACAAGGACGGCAGUGUGUCAAAGAGCUUCUUCAUGGAAAAGUAUUUUUUCCCAUCGCUGGAAUGCUCGAUUCAGUGAAGGAGCGAACAUAGACUCCAACCCGACAGGUUGGGUCCUCACUGUAAUGCCACGUGGCAAAUUAUACGGCCACAGUCAAAGGGAACGGAAUGGGAGUUCGGAUCUUAUCAUCUGAACUCGGUGAAAGGGAGUGACUCGGCGGACCUUGCGGCCACAUGAGCCAACCACUGAACCUUGCUUCUGUGUCACAUCGUCAUUGCAGGCACAUUCCCAAUUCUACUGAAAAUUAAAUCUAAUCUAAGCGGAGACAAGAUGGAUUACAGUUACUGGGUAACGGACUAAUAGUCGAUUUCAUAUCUUCCAGUUUAUUCUGGGCGGUGACCUGAGCAAAUCUCUUCCAAGUUCCAAAAGCAAACCAUCUCUCUGUCGGAGGUUGCUAGGAACCAUGAGCAUGGCUAAGGUUGGGACAGGGACAAGUAGGCAAUUGAGUGUUUUGGUAUUUACCCCUGGCAUGAGACUAUGUUGAUGUAUCAGUUGUGCAGGAAUCCUGAGGGUAAACAAAACUCUGUUGAAUCAUACAAUGGCCAAUAACAGUGGAGAACAGCCGUUGCUUGUGGGAUUAUUAGAUCCUCCUUCUCAACUAAGUCAAAAGAAUGCCACUAAGAAAAGGAGGUUCCGCCGCUGUAAAAGUGCUCCCACUGCAGAAAUUGCUCUCCGAUUGAAAGAUGGUGGAGGCUUGCUUCCACGUUCUGAAUCCAUCUUUGGGAAAUUCCAUCCUAGUUUUGUACAGGUGGUUUUGUUCUUGACUCUCUACCUGGGUGUAGGCACCAUAUGCUUCGCCCUUGUUAAUAAACCUAUCAAAGGCAAGAAAACAAAUGAGAUUCUCGAUGCUGUGUAUUUCUGUGUUGUUACAAUGACUACUGUUGGAUAUGGAGACCUUGUGCCUGAUAGCACCCCCACAAAACUACUUGCUUGUGCUUUUGUUUUUAUGGGAAUGGCUCUUGUUGGGCUAAUUCUUAGUAAUGCAGCGGACUAUCUUGUAGAAAAACAGGAAGUGCUAUUAGUUAAAGCUUUACACAUGUAUCAAAUUGGAACUAUUGAUAUUCUCAAGGAAGUUGAGACCAAAAGAGUGAAAUACAAGUUUCUUGUGAUCUUAAUCCUCCUUUUGCUGCUAAUAAUGGUUGGGACAAUCUUUUUAAAUAAAGUUGAGAAUUUAGAUCUUGUUGAUGCCUUCUACUGUGUGUGUUCCACUAUAACGACUUUAGGAUAUGGGGAUAAAAGCUUCUCAACUGAGAUGGGCCGUAUUUUUGCUGUGUUUUGGAUAUUGACCAGUACUAUCUGUCUAGCUCAGUUUUUCCUCUACUUUGCUGAGCUCAACACCGAGCACAGACAGCACUUGCUUGUUAAGUGGGUUCUCACCAGGAGGAUGACGUCUGUAGAUCUUGAGGCAGCAGAUCUUGAUGAUGAUGGUGUUGUUGGUGCUGCUGAAUUUAUCAUAUACAAACUCAAAGAGAUGGGAAAGAUUAGCCAAGAGGAUGUCGCACUUCUAAUGGAGGAGUUUGAAAAUCUUGAUGUUGAUCAGUCAGGAACAUUGUCAGCAUCCGACUUAUUGCUUUCCCAAUCAUCCCAAGAAGAGAACUGACACUCUGUUCUUUUUCCCUUUGCAUUUUUCCAUCGUGAAAGAGCUCCUUGAGAAUGAAAAUAGCAUUUUGCAUGGUGAAGGCAAAUAUUUAUGUCGCUUGAUGUACAGACCACCUGGAACUUUAGGUAACAUGAACUCCUCAGACAACAAGAAAGAAACUAAAGUCGCUGAUAAUGCUUCAAUCUCAAAAUUUACU